AUGGAGCAAUUACUGAUGGUAGCAAUCAAAGAGGAAGGUUUGAUACCAAUUGUCGAGAGAAGUAUGGUGGUGAUUAUAGGUAGAAGAGGUUGUCACAUGAAUUACGUUGCUCAGAGAUUGUUGGAAAAAUUAAAAGCUUAUCCAACAAUGCAUGAAGUUAGUGAAGAGUUUGUAGUGAGGAUGACAUUCAUGCGUAUCCUUGGAAGGACUCUCAGAGGAGAUGAUAAGAUUUUGGCUGCACCAUUGUUUCCAGUGAUAUUUAUUGGGGGAAAACUGGUUGGGGGUUUGGAUCGGCUCAUAGCUAUUCAUAUCGCUGGCAAGCUUAUUCCUAUGUUGAAAGAAGCUGGUGCUAUUUGGCUCUGA
Molecule: messenger RNA, 363 nt
Organism: Dioscorea cayenensis subsp. rotundata (Guinea yam)
Lineage: Eukaryota; Viridiplantae; Streptophyta; Magnoliopsida; Dioscoreales; Dioscoreaceae
Product: monothiol glutaredoxin-S3-like
Exons: 1
Coding region: 1-363 (120 amino acids)
Source: RefSeq, a predicted model, not a curated record